Camarhynchus parvulus is the source of this 1533-nucleotide messenger RNA. It is a transcript of the gene RBM46, whose product is annotated as RNA binding motif protein 46. Gene Ontology annotation, molecular function: mRNA binding. The record is from RefSeq and is a predicted model, not a curated record. The coding region runs from base 1 to 1533 and encodes 510 amino acids. Gene Ontology annotation, cellular component: nucleus. NCBI's taxonomy places the organism in Eukaryota, Metazoa, Chordata, Aves, Passeriformes, Thraupidae. The transcript has 6 exons.
AUGCCCUGGCCUCGUCUGCCUGGCGAUAGUGCUGUUGCAGAUAUGCAUGAGGAGAAUAAAGCUGCAGCAAACGGAUGCGGCAAGAUCCGAAGUGGUGCUCAAAAUGGGGCAGCUUUACUUGCCCUGAUGGAGAAGACUGGGUACAGCAUGGUUCAGCAAAAUGGGCAAAGAAAAUUUGGUGGUCCUCCACCAGGUUGGGAAGGUCCUCCACCACCUCGUGGCUGUGAAGUUUUUGUGGGUAAGAUUCCUCGUGAUAUGUAUGAAGAUGAACUGGUUCCUGUUUUUGAGAGAGCCGGGAAGAUCUAUGAGCUCAGACUGAUGAUGGAAUUCAGUGGUGAGAACCGAGGCUAUGCUUUUGUCAUGUACACCACUAAAGAGGAAGCCCAGUUGGCCAUCAAGAUUCUUAAUAAUUAUGAAAUUCGUCCAGGGAAGUUUAUUGGUGUCUGCGUAAGCUUGGACAACUGCAGACUGUUUAUUGGAGCGAUUCCUAAAGAUAAGAAGAAAGAAGAGAUACUGAAUGAAAUGAAAAAAGUUACAGAAGGAGUGGUGGAUGUCAUUGUUUAUCCAAAUGCCACCGACAAAACUAAAAAUCGUGGCUUUGCCUUUGUAGAAUAUGAAUCUCAUAGAGCAGCUGCAAUGGCUAGAAGGCGACUAAUCCCAGGAACAUUCCAGCCCUGGGGUCAUACUAUUCAAGUAGACUGGGCAGAUCCUGAGAAAGUAGUUGAUGAAGAAACUAUGCAGAGAGUCAAAGUAUUGUAUGUGAGAAAUCUAAUGAUAUCUACUACAGAGGACAAAAUCAAAGCUGAAUUCAACAAGUUCAAGCCAGGAGUAGUUGAACGUGUGAAGAAGUUGAGGGACUAUGCUUUUGUUCAUUUUUUCCACCGUGAAGAUGCAGUUGCUGCUAUGUCUAUAAUGAAUGGAAAGUGCAUUGAUGGAGCCAGCAUUGAGGUAACACUGGCAAAGCCAGUAAACAAAGAAAGUUCUUGGAAGCAGCAGCAUUUUAAUGGUCAGAUAAGUCCCAGUUCUGAAAACCUCUUAGGGUUUCCUAACAAAGAAGAUGGUACUCAAAAAUCCUUGGGGAAACCAGCAAGUCUUUCAGUUCGUCUGAAUGGUCAGCACAGUCCAAGCCCUCCUGAAGUUGAAAGAAGUACAUAUCCCAUUUUUCCAGGAAUAAAGCUUACUCCAAUUAGUAUGUAUUCUUUAAAGCUGAGUCACUUCAGUUCUGCAGUAAUGCAUCUGGAUUAUUUUUGCCAUAAAAAUAGCUGGGCACCACCAGAAUACUGCUUGUAUUCAACCACGAGUCAAGAUGGGAAAAUACUCUUGGUGUACAAGGUGCUUAUUUCUAGUAUUGCAGAUGAUUCCCAGACUUAUUUCAUGCCAGAAAAACUCUGUACAACAGUAGAAGAUGCAAAGGAAUUGGCAGCACAGUUCACACUUCUACAUCUAGCCCCUGAGCAAGCAUAUAUAACAUUGCUGUCCUUGAAUGCAGCAUGGUGGGAUAGUAAAGACAACUGCACACCCUACUUGGUUUGA